This is a messenger RNA of Triticum aestivum (bread wheat), 1080 nucleotides long. Its product is annotated as very-long-chain aldehyde decarbonylase GL1-10. Lineage: Eukaryota; Viridiplantae; Streptophyta; Magnoliopsida; Poales; Poaceae. Gene Ontology annotation, biological process: lipid biosynthetic process. Bases 81 to 974 code for a protein of 297 amino acids. Gene Ontology annotation, molecular function: iron ion binding; oxidoreductase activity. The transcript is spliced from 5 exons. The record is from RefSeq and is a predicted model, not a curated record.
GCUAAUAAGCGCGAAGGGUACGCAGGAAGUUAGAGAGUGAAAGAAGUGAAUUGAAGCCAGAAUCCGUCUCAGGGGUGGAUAUGCUUCCUUACUCGACGGCUGCCGAGGCGGAGGCCGCGCUGGGGCGGGCCAUGUCCUACGCGGAGGGCGCGUGGUUUCGGUACUCGGCAGGGAUGCCGGACUACUACCUGUACUGCCACAUCGUCCCCAUGCUCCUCCUCGUCUACACGCUGUCGUCGGUCCCCCUCGCACUUUUCGAGCUCGGCGCGCCGUCCAUCGCUCUGCGAUACAAGCUGCAGCCCCGGGUGAAACUCUCGCCGUCCGCCUUCCUCCGGUGCUACAUGGACACCAUGGGCCUCUUGCUCGUCACCAUUGCUCCGCUCCAUCUCGUCUCCUAUCCUGCCAUGGCGGGCAUCAGGACGGGGCUUCCGUUGCCGUCCGUGGGGGAGACAGUGGCGCAGCUGGUGGUGUACUUGCUUGUGGAUGACUAUCUCGGCUACUGGAUCCACCGUCUACUGCACGCCAAGUGGGGAUACGACAACAUCCACCGCGUCCACCAUGAGUACACGGCGCCAAUCGCCUUCGCCGCGCCCUACGGGCACUGGUCCGAUGUGCUCAUCCUUGGAGCACCCUCCCUUGUCGGCCCGUCCAUUGUGCCAUGUCACAUGACAACCCUCUGGCUCUGGUUGGUAAUACGCCAGAUAGAGGCCAUCGACACCCACAGUGGGUUUAAGUUCCCGUUCAAUCCGACAAACUAUAUCCCGUUCUAUGGAGGAGCAGAAUACCACGACUACCAUCACUUUGUUGGGGAGCACAGUCAGAGCAACUUCUCAUCCCUUUUCACCUUCUGUGAUUAUUUGCAUGGAACGGAUAAAGGAUACAGGUACCAUAUGGCAAACUUAGUGAAGAGUACUAAGAAGAUGAAGGGGGCGGCUACGACUACUAUGGCGACCCCAAGGAGUGAGGCCAAAUGAACCACAUCGACUAUCUAUGCUUGGGAUGGAGUUGUUGUGCAUUGUUACUUUAUGCUGCUUUUAUGAAUGUAAUAAAAGUCAUGAGACAUUUUAAAAUGUAUGCCUU